This is a messenger RNA of Limulus polyphemus (Atlantic horseshoe crab), 1490 nucleotides long. RefSeq names its product LIM/homeobox protein Lhx1-like. The transcript is spliced from 5 exons. Gene Ontology annotation, molecular function: RNA polymerase II transcription regulatory region sequence-specific DNA binding; DNA-binding transcription factor activity, RNA polymerase II-specific. The annotation marks the transcript as partial. Gene Ontology annotation, biological process: regulation of transcription by RNA polymerase II; neuron differentiation. The record is from RefSeq and is a predicted model, not a curated record. Lineage: Eukaryota; Metazoa; Arthropoda; Merostomata; Xiphosura; Limulidae. Gene Ontology annotation, cellular component: nucleus.
GCGUUUUGGGACCAAAUGCUCGGGUUGUGGUCAAGGGAUCUCGCCCACGGAUUUAGUGAGACGUGCCCGGACAAAAGUAUUUCAUCUCUCGUGCUUCACGUGCCUGGUGUGCCGGAAACAGUUGUCAACAGGAGAAGAGUUGUACGUAUUGGAUGAACAUCGCUUUGUGUGUAAGGACGACUACCUCAACAGCCGCCACAAACCACCCCUCGUCUCAAGUUCUCCACGUGGACAGACCGAGAUAGAUGAAUCGAAUGACCCUAUCGCUGACACGAAUGGUUUCGCCAGUAGCAAUAGUAAAAAAGAACAUAGCUUGGAUCGAGAAGUCAUCACUCGACAAGGGAAAGGCGGGACUCUAGUUAAUAGUCCAGAUUCCGACUGCUAUACUUCACCAGCAGGGGUGGUGGGUAGCACCAAUGGCAAUAGCCAGACAACAGGAACUGAAGUUGCUAAUAACAUAAAUGACCAUAAAAAUACUAAUGACAGUGAUGGUCAAAAUAGUAGCACCAGCUCCACCGGUCAGAAUUUUGGGACUAAUCCAAAUGAUGAGAAUGCUCCAGGAUCUAAAAGACGUGGACCGAGGACAACAAUUAAAGCCAAGCAGCUGGAGAUGCUUAAAGCUGCUUUUGCUGCCACGCCCAAACCCACGCGUCACAUCCGGGAGCAACUGGCACAAGAGACUGGUCUUAAUAUGCGAGUUAUCCAGGUUUGGUUCCAAAAUCGAAGAUCUAAGGAGAGAAGAAUAAAACAGUUGAGUUCGUUAGGGGUUCGUCGGCACUUCUAUCGCGGACCCAGACGUGCCAUGAGACCGCUACGAUCAGGCCUCUCCCCGGACGGACUAGCCGACAGUCCUGAAAUGAUAGGUGGGCCUAACUCCGGGUUUGGAUAUUUCUCAGACUCCGGAAGCCCAUGCGAUUUCCCCUAUGGACCUCAUGGCCCUUACGACUACUACACUGUCCACCAGACACCCGAAGGCAUCCCUUUUCCACCAGGAACCAUGGUUCGAACACCUGCAUCGGUAGGAACUGUGGAGCAACGUAUGGGGUCAGCUUUAGGCUCAGGUCAUAACAAUAUAGUUACUGAUGGACCUUGUUUGCACGCGCACAGUGACCUCAUGCUUCAUCGGUCAAGCCCAGACAUGAGGCCAUGUCUUCUUCCAGGUAUGAUUCCUGAUGGCUACUGCCCACCUAGGUCAUCUCUGGACAGUGUGUAUCAUGGAGGACUAUCCCAUCAUUCUUUAAGUGAAACACCUGUUUGGUGACGUCAUUCUCGUUGAAUACUAAAUUCACUGACACCAGAAGUCGCUUCUAGAGGAGUAGAAAAUCGCUGAUUUCCGCCUUAACCCACACUCAAUCUAAAAAACUGUUGCCUGCUGUGAAAAAACAAAAACAAUACGUCCUGGAGAGAGAGAACAUGAUCACAGUGACACCUAGUGAAUGUUUUUGUAACAAAAGCGUUAAUAUCUUUUUUAAAUAAAAGAUUCUGAUUUA